Bursaphelenchus xylophilus (pine wood nematode) is the source of this 4288-nucleotide messenger RNA. The record is from the annotation of a GenBank genome assembly. NCBI's taxonomy places the organism in Eukaryota, Metazoa, Nematoda, Chromadorea, Rhabditida, Aphelenchoididae.
AUGUUAUUUAGGGUCUCGACGCUUCAGAAACACACCAAACAUGGAGCUGUUCUGGUGGUCGCUGGGAUUGUUUUGCUCUGUCUGGUAAGAAGGCAUCUACAAAUUUGGUUAUUUAUUGUGUGAAAUUUUAGGUCUCCCUUCAAAUGUGGAUCCUAGACAACGAAGUUGAGCAACAGAGGAAUCCGAUUGAUGUUUUUGUGGCUUCAGUCCAUGCCGCCAAUUUUAAUAAGUAAGGGAUUACUAGGUCAGUGGCGAAAUGAUCAUACCGUCUAAGGAAGAUGUAUCUUCCCAUGGCGUCGUGACUCUUGCGGGCGAUCACCACCAUUUACCGAUUAGAAUUACGAUUUUUUUCCGCAAUCAAUAGGGUUUGCUGAAUUUUGAACUCUAUUGAUGCAAAACAUGUUUUUCUAUUUAUAUCAGUCUGUUGGGAAAAUAGUGACGGAUCGUUGCAGCAAAAUAUUUCUCUUCAUCGAAAAAGGGGUCCAUUGGCGCGCCAAUUUGCAACGUGUUAGAAAUUUACUUGCCCUUUUUCAACGUCAGCUCUAUCGAAAACCCCGAAUGAACCCGGCAUUUAUUUCUUGAUGAUUUUCAACUGAAAAACACUGGGUUUUCGGGGCAGAAAUGCCCCUACUUCAGAAGGUCGUAACGAUCUCCGUUUGCAGUUUAAGAUGUUGAUAUUACAUAGACUAAAGUUAAUGUCGCUUAAAAAUACAUAUUCCAAAAACGAAGCCUCUGCGCCACCUCCGCCGGAAGUUAUAGCCUCCGACUUUCCUUCACGUUUCUCGAAAGACCCUGUAUUUUAUUGACGUGUAGUUUAGCGAUUACACAUAUUCGGAGAAUUGUGCUUUAAUCUCUGGCAGAUUGCAUUACAAUUCUUUAAAAAAAAAAGCCUUUUGGAUCUUCUAUAAAAUAAAAAUUCUGCUUUAGUCUCUUGCGGCCCUACGCCGUGUUUCUCAACACAAUGCUGCCGGAUACACCCCGCUACGAGUGGAGACGACGUCAGCAGCUGAGCUUCAGAUGUGUCAGCGAUAAGAAUGAAGUGGCUGAUGCAGAAUACCGAGACUCUGAUGGCGGAACGGACUGUUCUUGGAAAAAUUAUUACUUUGUUUGCGAAUUCACAAAACCGGCUUUGUCCGUUCGGCUGGUCGAUCAGGAAGGGUUUGGGCCGAGAGUAAGUACAAUGUAGCUUAGAGAAAAACGGAAUUAUUUACUAUUUUGACUGCGAUUGAAAACAUUUGUGAUUCAGUCAGACAUCCCCAAAUGAUGGUCUAAAAACUUUGGCCGUGCAUUGGCACUUUGAUCACCGAACCUAUUCGCAAAAAAUAUCAAUUUCGAUUUUGCCCCUGCAAAGGGCAAGCCAAAAAUCCCGUAUUUUAAUGCAUGGCCCAGGAAGACUACGCAAGCAAACCUCUGCCCAAAUAAAACCCUGCAUGCACAAACUCAACCACCUUUCAUUGAUGACUUUAGGUCCUAGUCAAACAACCAGUCACCGGCAAAAUCCCUCUGGUCGCUUGCCUCUCCCGAACCUUUUACUACGAGAACUGGCAGGUAAUGUUGACCGUUCUGGAGAUGUACAAAGCGAUGGGAGUUUCCGAAUUCUCCAUUCAUAUUCUCAACAUUGUCAAAGAGGUCUACGACAUCCUAAAACUAUAUGAAGAUGAGAUAAAUUUGAAAAUCCACCCGGGAUUUUUGAUUCCAAAGAUCCGUGGGCGCUUUGAGAAUCCGAAUUUCCAGACCGAGACGAUGAAUCAGAUCAUGUGCUACAACGACUGUCUUUACAAUUACCGCGAAGCCGCUGACUUUCUGAUCUUCACGGAUAUGGAUGACUUGAUAAUCCCCGAAAACGGAGAUUUGCUGUCGAAAGCGCGCCAAUUCCUACAACGGUUUCCGCUGGCGGCGUCGAUGGAAUUCGCGUGGACGACCUCCAAUUUCAACGGAGGUAGGUGGAGGUGUGGAGCGGGGAAAUUGAAAAGGUAGCAGGGUAACCGUGGAGGGAUUGAAGAAAAGAAGAAAUAUUGCAAAAUGCCUAUAUGUGGAUGAAAUUAAGUCUAAGUUUAUAGGCAAUGUAUGCUAUGUGAAUAGCUGCAAUUAUGGUGAAAUUUGGGGCUAAGAAAUUUUUAUAUGUAACAGUAUGCAGUAAUUUGAAGGUCAUGGUACAUGGCCUUACACUAUUUACAGUAGGUCGUAAAAAUUUGAAACCAGUCGGACAGCACGACAACUCAAAACAUAGCAAAAAUGUCUUCCUCCCAUUCGUGACUUUCGACCAAACGAAGUGCCGCAAGCCCAAAAAAACAAAAUCAUUUCGUAAAAAAAUGUUUUUCGUAAAACCCCCAUGAAAAAUUCAUUUUUGACAUUUCGUUUGACUACAACCGAUAAUGAGUGGGCGAAGUGCCGAAACGGGGCCGGCCUGGGUUGCCGUGGACCGCGGCAGUCUGGGAGUUUAAAAAAAUCAGGCUGUCGGGAAAAUAACGAGCACAAUGUCGUGGCGCCACAUUGUGCUCCGUACAUGAAAGUUUCCGUAUAUUUAUAAUGAAUCGCUACACACUAUAAAUUAUUUCUUCCUUUGAAAAAGUCCUUCUAGUCCCGCAUCCCAAUCAGUUCUCCAUCCCCCGCCUUCUCAGCGGCGUCACCAAUCACGUCGAAGCUUACGGAAAAUCAAUUGUUAUUCCGAAGCGAAUGCUGAGAGCCAUCAUUCACAACACCGAAUUUUACACAGCCAGAAUCAGGGGAUAUACGAAUGUGAAUGCAAACCAGACUGCCGGGCAUGGAUUGACAUUGCAUAUGAGGGAAAUGGUCAUGAUGUCUUUCAAUGAGAGUCUGGAGAACGAUCGCAGUAUUGAUCAAGUAAAUCUGGAUGUGGUUAACUUAGACGCCAUGAAGAGGGCUGAUAAGGCGUUCAGGAAGAGGAUGAAUGGGAAGUUUAAGGAUGUAAGUCCAAGUCAUCACUUUUUAGGGUAAAGCAAAACUAGCUGCUAUCACAGUGACGGACUUGAUCCAAUGGCAAAAUACCUAACUUUUUGGGAAGUAUCAAAAAAUGCGGCAAAAUGCCUCCAUUUCUUACUAAAAAACUCCCGUUUGUAGAGCGCGACCCGUUUUUUUUACUUCGAAGGGGAGGUAUUUUGCUACAUUUUUUGAUACUUCCGGAUGCCAGUUGGUACGUUUUUUACCACUGGAUUAGAUCCGCCAUUGUAUGUAGAUUCAAACCUUGCCUGCGCUGUGCAGAAACGAAACAAAUUUUUUGACCGAAUGCUGGGAAAAGUGACGUUUUUUUGCGAAUUUUGGCAUGAGGAGGUAGAUACCUAUAUAGUUCUUCUGUAGAGCGUCAUGAAUCUGCAAAAAAAAUCUAUUUUUUCUACGGGAAACCGGCAAUUAUACGACCACAUCUUUUUUUCUGUAACCGUUCUCCACGUUUUGCGUGCUCUCUCGGCCAAAAAAAUUGUUCAGAAUUCUUGUAAGGCGCGAGCUUAGAUUUUCAGAGCAUUAAUAAGUGUCCUGUACCCGAAGUAUGUGCAAAAUGUAAAAAAAUCUGGACGUCAUACCAAGGGACCUUCCUUAUUAGAGUAUCAUACCUAUACGCUUCCUUUCAGACCUUCAACGCCCUCCCUCACAGUCUCUUUUUUACCCCACAACUCCGACAAUGUUAUAUUGAUAUUACUGCCACUCGACAUAAAGGCGCCAAUCUCUGCGCCAGCAUCAAUAACUGCAAAAUUGAUUACGAAAACAGUCCUGGUUGUGCGACUGUCUCCGCAGAAGAUGAAGCAUACAUCAACGGGAAAGUAAACUUUUACGUGCAGCGCAACCUGCGAAUACUGGAGAAAGCCAACUGUAAACUUCCUUUGGGUAGACCGGUGAUUUUCGAGCGAUGAAGAGCUUAUGAAUUUGAGUUUAUUGUGGGCUACGAGUAAUAAUACACUAAAAAUUGAGCUUAUUUCAUUCUUCAAGAUGUCAUAAUGAUAUUAACAGAAAUAAUAAUGCAUAAUCAUAUUAAUAAUAAUAAAAAAAUAAUAAAUUCAUGAAAAAGAUACUACAGAGUUGGAUCUUGGAGCUCAACAAAUUUGUUCGAAGUACACUGUUAGCCAGGCUGUCUAAUAGAAAGCGUAGUAAGGCCUAGGAAUAUUAAUAUUACUCUUUAUUCCAGAGGUCUGCUCUGCACCCCUACAUCUCUCUCUCUCUCUGUUUCUUCGGGGAGCCGGCGGCGAGUUCGGGUCAGACGUCGGGGAGACUCCGCCUUCUCUUUCGAUCCGGCUUUGUCCGCCGCGACACUGCCAAUUUGGAUUACAUGUCAUAG